CCCCUAAGAAACCCUAGCGGAGAAAGAGCAGAGACGCGGGAAGUAAGAUGCCGGCGGGACACGGGCUGAGGUCGAGGACGAGGGAUCUCUUCUCCCGGCCCUUCCGGAAGAAGGGCUACAUCCCCUUGACGACCUACUUGCGCACUUUCAAGAUCGGCGACUACGUCGAUGUCAAGGUGAACGGCGCCGUCCACAAGGGCAUGCCCCACAAGUUCUACCAUGGCCGCACCGGCGAGGUCUGGAACGUCACCAAACGCGCCAUCGGCGUCGAGAUCAACAAGCAGGUUGGCAAUCGUAUCAUCAAGAAAAGGAUCCAUGUCCGUGUGGAGCACGUGCAACCUUCCAGGUGCCAGGAAGAUUUUCGUAUGAGGGUGAAUAAGAACGACCAAUUGAAGGCUGAGGCGAAGGCAUGUGGUGAGGUAAUCAGCACUAAACGACGACCAGAGGGCCCUAAGCCUGGUUUUAUGGUGGAAGGUGCUACACUUGAGACCGUCACUCCUAUUCCUUAUGAUGUGGUCAAUGAUCUCAAGGGCGGCUACUAGCUUCUUUGGUUAGUUGUUCUUCGGCAUAUUUUGUCAAGACACGGCCCGUGGUUGCUAGUUCCGACAUUUUGCAGUUGAAUUCAUGAUUUAGUGUGUUCUGUUUCGUUCUUUCUACACCUUGUAUCAUUCAUGUGUCUUCAUAACAAGAUGAUGACAGCGACCUCUUCUAUAUAUAUCACACUGAUGAUGGUAAUGCUCUCAUUCUAAAGAAUGAAGAAACUGAAACCACCUUAGCAUUA
Musa acuminata AAA Group (dessert banana) is the source of this 781-nucleotide messenger RNA. Its product is annotated as large ribosomal subunit protein eL21z/eL21y. Gene Ontology annotation, biological process: translation. The transcript is spliced from 3 exons. Lineage: Eukaryota; Viridiplantae; Streptophyta; Magnoliopsida; Zingiberales; Musaceae. The coding region runs from base 48 to 542 and encodes 164 amino acids. Gene Ontology annotation, molecular function: structural constituent of ribosome. Gene Ontology annotation, cellular component: cytosolic large ribosomal subunit; ribosome. The record is from RefSeq and is a predicted model, not a curated record.